Messenger RNA from Trichosurus vulpecula (common brushtail), 292 nucleotides. Its product is annotated as 40S ribosomal protein S21-like. The transcript has a single exon. Gene Ontology annotation, cellular component: cytosolic small ribosomal subunit; ribosome. NCBI's taxonomy places the organism in Eukaryota, Metazoa, Chordata, Mammalia, Diprotodontia, Phalangeridae. The record is from RefSeq and is a predicted model, not a curated record. Bases 41 to 292 code for a protein of 83 amino acids. Gene Ontology annotation, molecular function: structural constituent of ribosome. Gene Ontology annotation, biological process: endonucleolytic cleavage to generate mature 3'-end of SSU-rRNA from (SSU-rRNA, 5.8S rRNA, LSU-rRNA); endonucleolytic cleavage in ITS1 to separate SSU-rRNA from 5.8S rRNA and LSU-rRNA from tricistronic rRNA transcript (SSU-rRNA, 5.8S rRNA, LSU-rRNA); translation.
CGCCGCUUUCGCGUUUGCACUCGGUACCACAGCCUCCGACAUGCAGAACGACGCCGGAGAGUUCGUGGAUCUGUACGUGCUGCGGAAAUGCUCUGCGAGCAACAGGAUCAUCGGGGCCAAGGACCACGCGUCCACCCAGAUGAACGUGGCCGAGGUUGACAAGGUUACAGGCAGAUUCAAUGGCCAGUUUAAAACCUAUGCAAUUUGUGGAGCAAUUCGUAGAAUGGGGGAAUCUGAUGACUCUAUUCUCCGACUGGCAAAAAAUGAUGGUAUUGUUUCAAAAAACUUCUAA